This is a messenger RNA of Notothenia coriiceps (black rockcod), 3033 nucleotides long. Its product is annotated as GRIP and coiled-coil domain-containing protein 2-like. The transcript is spliced from 9 exons. The record is from RefSeq and is a predicted model, not a curated record. Lineage: Eukaryota; Metazoa; Chordata; Actinopteri; Perciformes; Nototheniidae. Bases 1 to 1323 code for a protein of 440 amino acids. Gene Ontology annotation, cellular component: Golgi apparatus. Gene Ontology annotation, biological process: late endosome to Golgi transport.
AUGGCCGAGGAGCUUAAGGGGGAGACGCUCAAUGGGGCUGGUCCAACGCCUACGCAUAGCAGUCUCUCUAGAUACUAUAUUCCCCUCAAAGCUGAGGAGAUGAAGUCAAAAGACUCAUUGAGAAGCAGCAGCUCCCUGCAGCAACGCAUCAACAGCCUGCAGCAGGAGAGGGACAUUGUUAAGGCUGAGCUGAUGUCAACGACAAAUGAGUUUGAGGGUUACAAGGUGCGAGUCCACAAUGUGCUCAAACAGCAGAAGAGUAAAACCACGGCCCAGGGUGAAGGAGACUCUGACAGGACGCAGUUGUCCUCUGAGGUGGAACAGCUGAGGUCCAGGCUGGCAGAGACUCAGCAGAGCCUUCAGAGCAGCACGGCAGAGCUGCAGCAGCUCCAGAGUGAGCACGACACUCUGCUGGAGAGACACAACAGGAUCUUCCAGGAGACCGUCAGCAAGGAGGCCGAGCUCCGCGAGAGGCUGCUGGCGUUGCAGGCGGAGAACAUGGCUCUGAGGACAGACCUGACCCAGGCUCAGGCUGACCUGUCCUCACAGGUGGAGGCCCAGAGGCAGACCUACAGGGAGCAGCUGAGGAAGCUGCAGGACGACCACCGAGCCACCGUGGAGACCCUGCAGGGCCAGCUGACCCGCGUCGAGGAGCAGCUCUACAACCUGCAGAGCCAGAACAAUUCAGUGGUUGUGCAGUCCAGCCGUAAGUCCCUGAUGUCGGACUCCCGUAGAAACACAGAUCCCAACCAGGCGGGACUGGGACUGAUGACCCUCAGCGACCUGCAGUCUAUGGCCAGGGAGGAGGGCGAGGGAAUGGAGACCACCGAGACCGAGAACUCUUCUCCUGCCCGUACGCCCCUGCCCUCUCUGGAGCAGCUUCUCACCUCCCCCAACCCCAAACAAGAGCCAUUCGUGUGGACCGUGGAGCCGACCAAAGAAGAGCUCAGUCAGAAGCUGAGCACGGCCACGCGGAGUAUGGAGCAUAUGAACGGCCUCCUGCAUGAAACGGAGGCCACCAAUGCUGUUCUCAUGGAGCAGAUCACCUUGUUGAAGAGUGAAGUGCGUCGUCUUGAGCGAAACCACGAGAGAGAGAAGAGUGUGGCCAACCUGGAGUAUCUGAAGAACGUCCUGCUGCAGUUCAUCUUCCUGCAGUCUGGCAGCGAGAGGCAGGCGCUGCUCCCUGUCAUCCACACUAUGCUGCAGCUCAGUCCAGAGGAGAAAAGCAAACUGUCUGCCAUUGCACAAGGUGAGGAAGAGGGGUCUGGGUCUCGAGGCUCAGGAUGGAGCUCCUAUCUACACAGCUGGUCUGGGAUCAGAUAGAAUUGAUGAUCAACCAACUCAAAAAAGUAAACAAUAGGAGCAUAUUAAGAUUGUUAUUGCGCCUUUUUCUGUGAAAAUGUGUGUUAAGAUGUGAUGCUGUUUAUUCAAGUCACAAAAUGGUUGGUUAGGGGAUUUUACAAAAUAUGAGUGUACGAUAGAAGGGACCAAGAAAUGUAUCAGAAAAAGGAUGAGGAACUGAGUGUAAAAGAUUCAACCAAACCUUUUACAUAAAUAUUGAUUUUAAUUUGCCAUUGAGUAGAUACAUCAAUCUCUUAAUCUCUUGCAAAUCAAGUGAACUGUGAACUAUUUCUGUCUUCCUUACUCUAACUAUUGAAAAAUAUAUGUAUACGAUAUUUACUGGACUUAAAGGUUCCUCGAAGUAGAGCUCACAGUGCAUUGAGACAUCAUUAGCACAUUGUUUACCCCUAGACAAUGUGCACAUAUUAUGGGAGAAUAAUUAAUUGAAGGGAAAACUGAGUGGGGUAUGGCAUGAUACAACUUGAACAUCACUUUUAGACUUAUAUUGGGCAUGCUUUGUGUAGCAGUGCACUUAAUGGACUAUGCUUGCUCUUUUGGUUCAUAUCAAACACGCUUCACAUUUCUUUUAAAGAAACUUUAAUGGCAUUUUGCUACCUGAGAAAGCAGCCAUGUUUUUCAUUUUUGAAGUAUGUAAAUUCACAUGAAACUCGCUCUUUUUUUAUUAAUUGUGGCCUGGAUGGUAGAAAAAGACAUCAACAAAGCUUACAUUCUUUAAAAAACAACAAGCAGUAAGUGUUUUUGUUGAAUUUAUGGGUUAAAACAUGCUAUACCAUAAAUGUUUAUCAUAAUUUCACUUAAAGUAUGAAGGUGUGCAUGUGUCUACAGUUUGACCGCAUAUUUAUUCCUUUUUUUUCACUGUUUUUGCAUUUGUUAACUAAUGCCUCAUUCUGAGAUUUGGAGCGGUUCUUAUUUUCAUUCCUUGAGUUUUUAUUCAUCAUAUCCUGUAGUGAUGUUUGGGAUUUUUGUUCUGGUUACUGUGUAAUUUGUCGUUACUGCUUGUUGUGGCUGAUGUUAUUAUUUAAUGCCAAAUUAUGAUUUCAAUGGUUUCUAUGUCUAUUUUGGGAAUACUUUUUGUUUUGUCGGAUGUUGCGCUGUUGUUUAAUCACUGAACAGGAAAGAUUUGUUGCAACUUCAUCUGCUCGACUGUCUUGUUGAAGGACGGGACAUUAGGCACGUCCUCCCUGCUAAAGUGCCCUUGAGAAAGACUACCUAUCAGAGUGUCUGACCAUGACCUCUGACCUCCCUGUGAAGGUGGGGGAAGAGACAAUUCUGCAUAGAAAGCACAUCCACCCCCUCUUACUUUACAUUCAUUCCACUUUGCUCAUGCACAAACAAAAUGAAGUUAAUUUCCCGGUUUCUUUUUUCAUUCCAGUGGCAGCUUUUUCUGUGAUUGCAUCAGCAUAAGUGAAUGUAUUUUUAUCAAAGGCUUUUAUAUUUAUGAUGGUUAAUGUCAACAGAAGCUAUGAGAGAUUACCGUAACUAUAACAUUUAAUCUGUAAGCAGUAACAGUAUGCUAACUACUUCACUGUACAACUUAUUUCAGAGACAGGUCUUGUUUAUUUUUCCUGUUAUUUCUGACUGUAAACUAAAAUAAAGUUAAUGGCGAAGAAAAUAUUUCCGAUUACUUUUAUUUUAAAGCAUUUUGCAACUUUGAAUCUACUGGUCAGCUGC